Molecule: messenger RNA, 2961 nt
Organism: Dipodomys spectabilis (banner-tailed kangaroo rat)
Lineage: Eukaryota; Metazoa; Chordata; Mammalia; Rodentia; Heteromyidae
Gene: Pde11a
Product: phosphodiesterase 11A
Exons: 20
Coding region: 173-2953 (926 amino acids)
Biological process (GO): signal transduction
Molecular function (GO): 3',5'-cyclic-nucleotide phosphodiesterase activity; protein binding
Source: RefSeq, a predicted model, not a curated record
AGAAGGCCAGGACAGCUCCCAGCUGGCAUUCAUUCCACUACUGGCAACAAUCUCCGGCUGGCAGAGAGGUGGCACCGAGCUGGAAACAUGUGCAGAAACUGCUAGAGGCCUGCCCGGCAGGUAAACGUUUGGUCCACGUGUUAGAGACACCAGGAAAGCAGUGCCCAGGGCCAUGGCAGCCUCCCGCCUGGACUUUGGGGAGGUGGAAACUUUCCUGGACAGGCAUCCAGAGUUGUUUGAAGAUUACUUGAUGCGGAAGGGGAAGCAGGAGCUGGUGGAGAAGUGGCUGCAGAGGCACAGUCGGGGUCAAGGGGCUUCGGGCCCCAGGCCUGCUCCGGCUGGCCCGGGCAGCUCGGCGCACAGCGGCGCCAGAGGCAGUGGCAGUGUUGGCUCUGCCAACAGCCAGCCCAUCCCCGGUGGUGGGGACAGUGGGGGCAGUCCUCUGAGUCCCAGCUGGGCCAGUGGUGGCCGCGGCGACGGCAACCUGCAGCGGAGGGCCUCCCAGAAAGAACUGAGGAAGAGUUUUGCCCGCUCCAAGGCCAUCCACGUGAACAGGACCUACGACGAACAGGUGACCUCCAGGGCCCAGGAGCCCCUGAGCAGUGUGCGGCGGAGGGCUCUCCUCCGGAAGGCCAGUUCCCUGCCUCCCACCACAGCCCACAUUCUCAGCGCCUUGCUGGAAUCGAGGGUGAAUCUGCCUCAGUAUCCCCCUACGGCCAUCGACUACAAGUGCCACCUCAAAAAGCAUAAUGAGCGUGAGUUCUUCCUGGAACUGGUCAAGGAUAUCUCCAAUGACCUUGACCUCACCAGCUUAAGCUACAAGAUCCUCAUCUUCGUCUGUCUCAUGGUGGACGCUGACCGUUGCUCUCUCUUCCUCGUGGAAGGAGCAGCUGCUGGCAAGAAGAGCUUGGUCUCCAAAUUCUUUGAUGUUCAUGCUGGAACCCCAUUGCUGCCUUGCAGCAGCACGGAGAACUCAAAUGAGGUGCAGGUCCCCUGGGGCAAAGGCAUCAUUGGCUACGUCGGGGAGCAUGGAGAAACCGUCAACAUUCCUGAUGCCUACCAGGAUCGAAGAUUCAAUGAUGAAAUUGACAAGCUCACGGGAUACAAGACAAAAUCACUAUUGUGCAUGCCUAUCCGAAGCAGUGAUGGGGAGAUUAUCGGUGUGGCCCAGGCUAUAAAUAAGAUUCCUGAAGGUGCUCCAUUUACUGAAGAUGACGAGAAAGUGAUGCAGAUGUAUCUUCCUUUUUGUGGAAUUGCCAUAUCCAAUGCCCAGCUCUUUGCUGCCUCAAGGAAAGAAUACGAAAGAAGCAGGGCUUUGCUAGAGGUGGUUAAUGACCUCUUUGAAGAACAGACUGACCUGGAGAAAAUUGUCAAGAAAAUAAUGCAUCGAGCACAAACUUUGUUGAAAUGUGAACGCUGUUCUGUUUUACUCCUAGAGGACAUUGAAUCACCAGUGGUGAAGUUUACUAAAUCCUUUGAAUUGCUGUCCCCAAAGUGCAGUGCUGAUGCUGAGAACAGCUUCAAGGAAAGCAUGGAGAAAUCAUCAUACUCUGACUGGCUGAUAAAUAACAGCAUCGCUGAGCUGGUUGCUUCCACAGGCCUCCCAGUGAACAUAAGCGAUGCCUACCAGGACCCACGCUUUGAUGCGGAGGCCGACCAGAUAUCUGGUUUUCACAUAAGAUCUGUUCUCUGCGUCCCCAUUUGGAAUAGCAACCACCAAAUAAUUGGUGUAGCUCAAGUGUUGAAUAGACUUGAUGGGAAACCUUUUGAUGAUGCAGAUCAACGACUUUUUGAGGCUUUUGUAAUCUUUUGUGGGCUUGGUAUUAACAACACAAUUAUGUAUGACCAAGUAAAAAAGUCCUGGGCCAAGCAGUCUGUGGCUCUUGAUGUGCUAUCGUACCAUGCCACAUGUUCAAAAGCAGAAGUUGACAAGUUCAAGGCAGCCAAUAUCCCUCUGGUGUCUGAGCUGGCCAUUGAUGACAUCCAUUUUGAUGACUUUUCCCUAGACGUUGAUGCCAUGAUCACAGCUGCUCUCCGGAUGUUCAUGGAGUUGGGGAUGGUACAGAAAUUUAAAAUCGACUAUGAGACACUGUGUAGGUGGCUUUUGACAGUGAGGAAAAACUAUCGGAUGGUUCUGUACCACAACUGGAGACACGCCUUCAACGUGUGCCAACUGAUGUUUGCCAUGCUAACCACGGCUGGGUUUCAAGAGAUCCUGACUGAGGUGGAAAUUUUAGCCGUGAUUGUGGGAUGCCUAUGUCAUGACCUUGACCACAGGGGAACCAACAAUGCCUUCCAAGCUAAGAGUGGCUCUGCGCUGGCCCAGCUCUAUGGGACCUCGGCUACCUUAGAACAUCACCAUUUCAACCAUGCUGUGAUGAUCCUUCAAAGUGAGGGUCAUAACAUCUUUGCUAAUUUGUCCUCCAAGGAAUACAGUGACCUUAUGCAGCUUUUGAAGCAGUCAAUAUUAGCAACAGACCUCACUCUGUACUUUGAGAGGAGAACUGAAUUCUUUGAACUUGUCAGUAAAGGAGAAUAUGAUUGGGACAUCAAAAACCAUCGUGAUAUAUUUCGAUCAAUGUUAAUGACAGCUUGUGACCUUGGAGCCGUGACCAAACCGUGGGAGAUCUCCAGACAGGUGGCUGAACUUGUGACUAGUGAGUUCUUCGAACAAGGAGAUCGAGAAAGAUCAGAACUUAAACUCACUCCUUCAGCUAUUUUUGACCGGAACCGGAAAGAUGAACUGCCUCGCUUGCAACUGGAGUGGAUUGAUAGCAUCUGCAUGCCCUUGUAUCAGGCGCUGGUAAAGGUCAAUGUGAAACUGAAGCCCAUGCUGGAUUCAGUGGCUGCAAACAGAAGGAAGUGGGAAGAGUUACACCAAAAAAGACAGCUGGUCUCCGCUGCCUCCCCUGCGCCAGCCAGCCUCCUGCUGGCUAGGGAGGACAGACAGUAAACCCUGGU